Pseudoliparis swirei is the source of this 2234-nucleotide messenger RNA. It is a transcript of the gene gmfb, whose product is annotated as glia maturation factor, beta. The transcript has 7 exons. The record is from RefSeq and is a predicted model, not a curated record. Bases 182 to 610 code for a protein of 142 amino acids. Gene Ontology annotation, biological process: actin filament debranching; negative regulation of Arp2/3 complex-mediated actin nucleation. Lineage: Eukaryota; Metazoa; Chordata; Actinopteri; Perciformes; Liparidae. Gene Ontology annotation, molecular function: actin binding; Arp2/3 complex binding. Gene Ontology annotation, cellular component: actin cortical patch.
AACUAAAGUUUUCGUCUCGAGUAAUUUCUGUGUAUGUGUGUUUUGGAAGAGAAGGGCUCGUGUUUGAUUGGUCCAACCAGUCACAAGAUGAUGGUAAGGAAGAAAAAAAAUAUUGUUGGCGUUUCUACCAUUCAGAACAGCAGCUGCAGCUUCAGGGAUUUUUAGUUGUAACUCUACGACAAUGAGUGAAUCACUGGUGGUGUGUGAUGUGGACGAGGAGCUGGUUAAAAUGGUGAAGAAGUUCCGCUUGCGGAAGGAGACCAAUAACGCGGCCAUCGUCAUGAAGAUUGAUAAAGAGAAGCAGCUGGUUAUUCUUGAAAAGGAGCAUUCGGAUAUUUCUCUUGACGACCUGAGUGACAUACUGCCCGAGAGACAGCCCAGGUUUAUCGUCUACAGUUACAAAUACGUCCACGACGACGGGCGCAUCUCCUACCCGCUCUGCUUCAUCUUCUCCAGCCCCGUGGGCUGCAAACCGGAGCAGCAGAUGAUGUACGCGGGAAGCAAAAACCAGCUGGUGACGACUGUCGGAAUGUCCAAGGUGUUUGAGAUCAGAAACACGGAGGACCUGACGGAGGAAUGGCUGAAAGAGAAACUCGUGAUCUUCGGCUAAAGUAAUCUCGUCCGGUGGUCUGGGAUGUGAGGAGGAUCCCGAUUGCACAACCUCUUAGGGGAAGAACACACACACACACACACCACAGUUAAUGUUUCCCUCCUCUCUGUACCAGACUGGAUUUAGAUAUUGUUUGAAAUACCUUCUGUGCUCAGUUUUAGGCCUCUUUGGUGAAAACCCAGUUUGAGGCGGGUCUGCUGUCGUCUCCCUUGAAAACCAAUCAGCGUGCCAGUGUUGUGUCUGUAGUGAAGUAACACUCCGACAGCUCUUCAAGAAGACAGACAUCCAUUGGUGUCAUCCACCCUUCCUCAGCAUGUUCGUCGGGGAGAAUUUAAAGACAUUGACACAAUAGUUUACACUUCUUUAGUUUAACCUUUUUUAUGUUUAAAAAAAAAAAAAGAUCUUAAUUUGAGGGACUCUUUUUGUUUUUAUUCCUGGUGUAUGUAGGGUCGUGUGAGCAUAUACUUUUUAUAGCAGUCAUUUUCUUUUGUGGUGAAAAAUAAACAACCGUAGUUGCAACUCGGAGAACAAUACAGAGUGCAGCUUUAGUCAAGUCUUCCCUUUGGUUUUAAUUUACUAGCAUAUGAUUUAAGGUAAAUAAAACCCUGUAAUCACUCCAGUCCACAGAGGAGAAUAACACAAAGACCUCAGGCCUCUAUGAGAUGUGUUGUUCCUUCUGCUGUGCACAAUACAAGCUGGCAGAUGUUCCCGCCGGUCCAUCCUCAGAUCUCCAUCUGUUGAGAGAAAUCAGGGUGACUUAUGGGUAAAGCUGCAUUCUGCCUUUUUUGGGCAUUUGUCACAAUGAGAUUCCACUCCUAGAAAUGAUAUUUCCACAGAAACAUUCCAGACAGAGCAAUUUAUUAUGACUUGCAACAAACGACUGUCUUGAAAACACUUCUCACUUUUUAAUCUACCGGGCAUCUCUGUUUAAGUGGGUCACCUGUUGGCUAAUAUUGUGCAUCGCAUUGCUGUUAUUAGCGAUUAUGAAUGCUGUGCUUCAGUCUGAUUGCUUAUUGCUGGUCGCAGCGUGACAAUAUUGGCUGUGACGUCUCCAUAAAUGCCAGUUGUGCUUAACAUUCAGACUUGAUAGGUACUGUACAUUUCCAUCUUCCAUACACAACAGUGUAGCUUGUUGAAGGCUGAUAUUGAUAUUUGCAUAUUGAAUGCGUUAGCAGAACAUAAUAACUAUUUAUACAAUUACAUUUCAAGUUUGCAAUGAAGCACAGACUGAAGUUAACGUGACAAUUUUUUUGUUGCUUUUUUACAUUUCAAAUCCAAUGUGUUGGAGUGCAGAGAUAAAACAGCGGCAUGUGUCACAUACACACGUGUUUUAUGGGUAUUUGGCUAUUUUUCACGCCCCAAAGUACCAGGUCUUCCAUGUUGUCCAUGCUGAUCCUCAACAACAGCAUUUAAACCAAUCGAACGCUCUAAAACGUCAAACCAGUUUCUGAGACUUUAAGGAUUAGUGGCGACCAGCCUCGGAUACUUAAAGCUACACAAACAUGCACUUAAAAAACUGCAAAGAAAUGAUUGUAUUGCUGGCGCUGCAUGCUGUUUUUGUUGUGCGCGCUGAGAGAGAAACUUCCAUUUCCUUGAUCUGAUCCUCAAUAAAAGCUUAAUAUCA